Hemicordylus capensis (graceful crag lizard) is the source of this 7107-nucleotide messenger RNA. It is a transcript of the gene NAMPT, whose product is annotated as nicotinamide phosphoribosyltransferase. Gene Ontology annotation, biological process: NAD+ biosynthetic process. NCBI's taxonomy places the organism in Eukaryota, Metazoa, Chordata, Lepidosauria, Squamata, Cordylidae. Gene Ontology annotation, molecular function: nicotinamide phosphoribosyltransferase activity. The record is from RefSeq and is a predicted model, not a curated record. The transcript has 11 exons. The coding region runs from base 299 to 1780 and encodes 493 amino acids.
CCCUCCCAGUGACCUCACAGCUCCUCUCUGUCCGUCCCUCCCCCCGCUCUAGCGGACAGCAUCCAAUCAAGGGCGGCGGCGGCCCUGUCCUUCGGCCCUCGUUGACGCUUUGGCCCCGCCCCCCCGGCCGCCGCUGGCGCUUGGCUGUGGGCAUCGGGAGAGGCAGCCGAGCCCCUUCGCGUGCUCCUCACUUCCUUCCUCUCAGUGGCUGGUGCUUGCGCGGGGAACUCUUCUCCUUGCCUCCUUCUUCUGCCUCUCUCCGUUAUCCUCGCGUGUGCCUCCUCAACCACCCGGCGACAUGAAGAGUGCGGCGGAGGGAGCCGAAUUCAACAUCCUCUUGGCCACCGACUCCUACAAGGUGACACACUAUAAGCAAUACCCACCCAAUACAAGCAAAGUUUAUUCCUACUUUGAAUGUCGAGAGAAGAAGACGGAAAACUCUAAAUUAAGGAAGGUGAAAUAUGAGGAAACUGUUUUUUACGGGUUGCAGUACAUUCUUAAAAAAUAUUUAAAAGGCAAAGUGGUAACCAAAGAGAAAAUUCAGGAAGCCAAAGAAGUAUAUAAGGAACACUUUCAAGAUGAUGUCUUUAAUGAAACAGGAUGGAACUACAUUCUUGAGAAGUAUGAAGGGUGUCUUCCUAUAGAAGUAAAGGCUGUUCCUGAGGGCUCUGUCAUUCCCAGAGGAAAUGUACUUUUCACAGUUGAAAACACUGAUCCAGACUGUUACUGGCUCACAAACUGGAUUGAAACUAUUCUUGUUCAGUCCUGGUAUCCAAUCACAGUGGCCACAAACUCUAGAGAACAAAAGAAGAUAUUGGCAAAAUACCUGCUAGAAACCUCUGGCAGUUUAGAAGGACUGGAGUACAAACUACAUGACUUUGGCUACAGAGGGGUUUCUUCCCAAGAGACUGCAGGAAUAGGAGCCUCUGCACAUUUGGUGAACUUUAAAGGAACUGACACUGUAGCGGGAAUUGCUUUAAUUAAGAAAUACUAUGGAACAAAAGACCCUGUGCCAGGCUAUUCUGUUCCAGCUGCUGAACACAGUACUAUAACAGCUUGGGGGAAAGACCAUGAAAAAGAUGCUUUUGAACACAUUGUAACACAGUUUUCUUCAGUGCCUGUAUCUGUGGUCAGUGACAGUUAUGACAUCUACAACGCUUGUGAAAAAAUAUGGGGUGAGGAUUUAAGGCAUUUAAUUGAAUCAAGAAGUCCAGAGGCGCCACUGAUUAUUAGACCAGAUUCAGGGAAUCCUCUUGACACUGUGCUAAAGGUUUUGGACAUUCUAAGAAAGAAGUUCCCUGUUACGGAAAAUUAUUUGGGCUAUAAAGUGUUACCUCCUUACCUCAGAAUUAUUCAAGGAGAUGGUGUCGAUAUCAACACAUUGCAAGAGAUGGUGGAAGGAAUGAAACAGCAGAAAUGGAGUAUUGAAAAUAUUGCCUUUGGAUCUGGGGGAGCUUUACUGCAAAAAAUAACUAGGGAUCUCCUGAAUUGCUCCUUCAAAUGUAGUUAUGUGGUGACCAACGGCCUUGGGGUCAAUGUCUUUAAGGAUCCUGUAGCUGAUCCUAACAAAAGAUCAAAGAAAGGUCGAUUGUCUUUACACAGGACACCAAAUGGUGACUUCGUUACACUAGAAGAAGGCAAAGGAGAUCUUGAAGAAUAUGGCCAGGAUCUCCUUCACACAGUGUUUAAGAAUGGAGUCGUAACGAAAUCUUACUCAUUUGAUGAAGUAAGAAAAAAUGCCCAGCUGAAGACUAGUGAACUGAAUUUGGCAUCUCACUAAAGUUUCAUUCCAUGUUUGUAUGUGUGUAACAAUUAUGUACUGCAUAGCUAAUGUUUUCUUGUACAGAUCUGUGUGAUUGUGUUUUCCACAUUAUAGCCAAAUUAUUUGUUGGUUUAUGGACAUCACUGCCCUGUUUUAUUUUUGAUUUUUUGCUUGUCUUUAGAAGAAAUGGGAUUGGGAGAUACUUGUAGUGCAAAACAUGUUCAGUGUGCUUUUAGGUGCCCCUUGCCAGUAGUGAUUCAAUCUGGUAUUGAUCUCACAAAUGAGACAAAUGUGACUUUUUAUAUAUACAUAUAUACAUAUAUAUAUAUAUAUAUAGUAGGAUAUCGCAAACAGAUUUGCAUAAAAGUAUCAUUGCUUUAUGUUUAUAUUUAACUUGUAUUUUUGUACAAACAAGAUUGUGUAAAAUAUAUUUAAAAUUUCAAUAAUUAUGUCUUUCCAACUUUUCAUGAUUUUUAUGAGCACAGCCUUUCAAGGAAAUACUUGGGGUGGGGAAAUUCAUUGCCUUUUUGUCCAUUGAUCAGCAAAUAAAACAUGGCCUUAAGUUUUAUUGUGACAACUGUACUAUUUGAAACUUUUAAUCAGGACUCUCCCUCAGAUUCUUAGUAGUACAGUCCUUGGUGUUCAUUGUAGUUAUAUCUGUGUCUGUUGACAGCUAAACUUCUGUUCUUGCUAGAAUGGUGAGGUACUAUAAAUCUGCAGGCCUUGCUAAAGGGCAAGAAAGUCAAUGGAAUGCCAAAUGUUAAAGGACUUUUUACUGCAACAAAGAUUGCCAGGUGCACCUUUUAAGAGCAAGGCUAUGCACUCAUAUCUGGGUGUAAGUCUCAUUGAAAUCAUUGGAACUUGUUACUAAGUAAAUAUGUGUGAGUUUGGGCUACGCAACAUCGAAGGGAUCUGUUCUUCCACUACAGGAUGUAUAACAUGUAAAAUAUUGACAGGCAUGGAAGUGGUGUAUUAAAGUAAUUACACUUCUGGAUUUAUUUUUCCAUAUAUUGUGACCGACUUUAAAGCAAAAUACUGAAUGGAGUAGUACACUUUUUAAUUUUUUUGUAUUUUGGUCAUUAAUUUUGCCUUUUUGUCAGAUUGGAUAUUAAAUUGUAUAGACAUCUUGACUAUUUUUUGUUAAACAACUUGAAUAAAACAUACUAGCCAAACUCCUUUUACAUUGGUAGCCUCCCCUAUUGGGGACACUAUGCAGAGGUUAACUAUUUUAAGAAACAAAUGGUAAUGAAAGGUACACUCUCUCUCUUUUUUUUUGUUGCUGCACUUGAUUCACUUUCUACACAUGCUCUGAAUUGCUUACUAAAGAACAAGACAGUUAGUGACUGACUUAAUCAAGUUCUCAGGUGUACAGCCAUACUUCAGGAUAGUUCCUGGAAGAAAAGGACUUGGCAGCCUUUCUAGAGAAGGCAGUAUAAUUGUCUUGAAUAAUUCUGGUGAGGGAUAAAAUGUCUGGUCAUUGUACAGAUGGCACUUGGGUGGAUUUGAACAAUUUGAAUUCUUGAAAAUGGUUCAGAAGAGCUUGAAUGAAAUGGAGAAAGCAAAGAUACUAUGCUUUUAAACAUGUUUGAAAAGCCAUAUUUUAAUGUUCCUACUAUGAAAUGUGUUUAAUUAUCUAGAAGUGGUGUUGAGUCAUCUGUGCCCCAUCUCAGUAGUUUAUUUUGCUUAAUAAGGUUUCUACUAUUACUGUAUGUGAUUAUACAUGGAACAGAGGUAUUGUUAUCAAAAGCAGUAGCUUGGUUAGUUCUCUAAACACUGACUUUCAUGCCUAGAAGCAGCCUUCCUUACUCAGAUAACUGCAACAGGUUUGUCUUGAUCAGAAAAAAAAAGCAGAUUAAAGAUUAGCAAAGCUUUAACCCCUCUACUUAGUGUUCUGGGGAACAAAUUAUGUGAUUAGUACAAAAAGCCUAGUAAGUCUCCCUUAUAACUGAUAUUUUUGUACCUGAAGGCUGUGUAAAGGUACUAUUAUGUACCAUAAAAUCCUUGAUUGAAUGCUUGAUUUCUAGAUAUUUCUAGGGGGUUGUUUUAUAUUAAGACUCUCUCUGAAUUUCCUCAGCUACAUUUGUUAGCACUGGUUCCUACUACCAAGGGUUUAGUGAUGGAUAGGUGACAAUAUCCAAGGCGCCAAGUAGUUUGGUGUUGGAUACAACUUACUCAACAGACCUUGAACCUGAAAUAUCCUAAUUCUUCCAUACUGAAGCAAACAGCAUGUUUGGUUUUGCUUCAAACAGUUGGGUAUGUAGGAAUUGGUGUCUUUAGCUCCCAUUUCAUUAUAGUACAGUAUUUGUAUUUAAAGAUGGCAACUGGGAAUCUUUGUGUUUACUCUAAAAGUAAUUUAUUUGUAACCUGUAUUUAACAUAAAAAUAUUUUUGUGACUAUUUUUUUCUCAAGAGUGGUUAUGAAAUUGAUAUAAAAUCUUUUAUAGCAAAGAAUUGGUCUUGGAAGAUUUGAGAUGUAUUUAUUUGCCAAAAUUCAAACCUUAAACAGAAUUUUCUCUAGUUUUACAUUCCUUCCUACCCUACUUAGCUGUGUAAGUAUUCUUCACAUGAAGCCUAUGUUAAUUAGUCAUAAUGUCUUGGCAUCAAAGAUGAAUGUGAUAAACAUGAAAAUAAAGUUUAGUUCCAGUAGUAAAACACAUAGCUACUUGACUUUGUUUAAGACUUUUGCUGUUCAAUUGUCAAGACAACUUGUGUUUUAAUAACCCUUCUAGGACAGAGGGCAAUAUGAUGCUGUAAACCAGGGAUGGCCAAUUUCUUAAAUUCUUGACUGUUUUACUCAGCAGACACUAGGCCAGAGGUUUGAAAUAUACUUUGGUAUGCAAUCCGAUCCUGCUCCCUGCCUCAAAGGGGGGGACACCAAAGUUGGCAUCAGCUAACAGUAAGGACUUCACAAUUAUAGAGCACAUGUGCUCAGAUAGUUAUGAAGUUAUUGACUGGGGAAGUUGAGAACUUAAUGUUUCUUGAUUGAUCUGCUCAAGAGAUAGGUAAAUGACUUGUCAUUCUAGAAUAUAGAUUGAGUAGUAGUACUAUAAAAUAUAUGUGAAUGAAGUGAACAGGUUUUUACUACACUGUGGUAAGCCCUAGAAAUGUCUCCAGGGGGCAGGUUUAGCUCACAGUCUGCCAGUUGGCCAUCCCUCGUGUAACUCAGUUAGCCCUCCUGCUCACAAUGUAUAAUUCUAGAUUUGUAGAAAAGGUAGGACUACAUUCACUUCACCUCGUCAUCUCUCUAAUUCAACACUAUUUCUUCUGUGCUCAUUUGUAUUAGUUCUUUGCACAUCUAAUGGUGUGCAGUUAACAAAAUAGUGGUAACUUGGAGAAUGUUAAUUCUGCUUGCUACACACUUAGCCCAUGAACACUGAAAAGAGUUAGUGUAUAAGAGAAAUGGACCUGUCUGCACAGUUCUUACUGCCAGUGGGAAGCCACAAUUGGCUACUUCUCCCUACUGCUGUAUUUACCUGAAUCCAAGACUAGGUUUUUUUCAAGUUUUUUAAUAUUAGCAAUUGGGAGAUCCAGGGUCCUGUUCCUUUUGAGCAAAUGCAGGUAUAACAUCUUCAUAAAGGGGGAGUUUUAAAAUUCAGAGUUUUUGAUUCAGGUAAAUAUGGUAUACAGUACCUAUAGAUAGUCUACACCCCCUUGAACAUUUGUCUACACCAGAGCUUACAACAUUACAAGGGGAGUGGAGACUUAUCUUAGGGUUGCAUUUCAGUUCUGUAUUUUGAAUGUAUGCUUUUCCCCACAAACACAUUUUGUUUUCUCUGAAAAGUAUGGUGUGUUGAUGAGUGGAAUAACAUUUAAAUACAUACACAUCCGAUGCACUAACAACAAAAUGUGAUAAAUGUUCAAGGGGGUAUAGACUUUCUAUAGGCACUGUAUGUGCAGUCCAUGCAAAAAUGAUUGACCAAGUUUUCUUCCAUCUGGAAGUAAGCACAUUCUGGAAAGGGGCUGUAGCUUAAGGCUAGAAUAUCACAGAUAGCAUAGCUAGCUAAGCAUUUUACCUGGAGAUCUUAAUGUGCUGCAGCCAACUCCAGACAAAACUGGGCUUGAUAAUUAUCCUGAUUUUUUUUUUAGAGGUGGCAAUUAAGAAAAAUGCUGCUUGUAAUCUGUCUGACCUGUAAACCUGAAACCAAAUUUUGUUCUCAUCUUAAUAGGUUUUCACAGUACAAAUACUCAUUACAAGAAAUAUGUACCAAAUAGCUUUCAAAAAUAAAGAAUCCAUAUUUUCCCAUAAAGCAGUUCACUUGAAGUUAGUUUUGAUGUACCCAAUCUAGAAAGUCUGAUGUAACUAAUCACCAAGAACAGGGAUAGAACUCCCUUCAUACAAUUAGCUGAAAAACAUUUAAGCGAUACAAAACUGCAGACUGCUUCAUUUCCCCUCCCCCCUCUAGCUUCACAGGAAAUCUUUGCUCAUAAUGCAAAUGCAUUAAGGAGUAUAAAUAUUGCACUGUUGAAAUACUCUUAACCCAGAUGCACAAUAUUAUCAUUAUUUUUACAUUUAUAUCCCGCUCUUCUUCCAAGGAGCCCAGAGCAGUGUACUACGUACUUGAGUUUCUCUUUCACAACAGCCCUGUGAAGUAGGCUAGGCUGAGAGAGAAGUGGCUGGCCCAGAGUCACCCAGCUAGUAUCAUGGCUGAAUGGGGAUUUGAACUCAGGUCUCCCUGGUCCUAGUCCAGCACUCUAACCACUACACCACGUUGGCUCUUUAGAUAACUAAAGUUAUAAUAACGCUAGCUAAAGAUGCAUUAUUAUAACUUCUAGAUUAUUUUCAGCAAUUUUACUUUUUAGUUAUCUGUUGUGCAUCUGGGCUUUCAACAGUGCAAUAACUGGGGGGAGGAGUGCUUCAGUGUGUAACUCGUAGUUCCGCCCACUGGAUUGCAGAAGCCAAAUAAACUAUCCCAAGAAGUAAACAAUUUGGAUUCAUUAGCACAAAGUACAGCCCCACCCUUGUGGGUUUUCAGAAAUUAGCAGUCAUUGAUAGCAGUCUUAUUCUAGAACGGUUACAGAUUUUCCCCCCCAAAGGGAGAUUAGAGCAUGAAUCAGAAUUUAUAAGGAGGGUUGAUAUCACAGGCCUCAGUCAAGCCAGGUGUGUUUUACUAUGUUAGGGUUAAUUAACUUAGCAUUGCUUGGAGGUUAUCAUCGCCAAUUGUGAAUUGUCACUUUGUGUAUUUUUGUAUAUUUUUAGGCUUGUCAUGAGACUAGGCUUUUUGCAUUUCCUCUUGCAUUUUACUGUCUGUCUGUCCCCAUGUGUAUAAUAUAUAUACAUGCAUCUAAUGAAGUGAACUGUAGUCCACAAAAGCUUAUGCUACAAUAAAUUUGUUAGUUUUUAAGCUG